UUUGGGGAAAAAUCGUCAAAAAUAGUUGAUACUGUAAAAAAAUAUUUAGCAUGAUUUAGUAGGGAUAUCCAUUGAAAACGAAGACAAACGCUGUCUCUGGAUAAAGAAAAACAAUUCAAAUUUUUAUUUGUAUGGAAGAGAUACAAUUGCAAAAUAUGAAAGCCAAUGGAACCGAUACUGAAAAUGUGCAAAAACAUCGUUUUAAAAAGGUGGAAAAGAAAGCAAACCACAUGUUGCUGAUUAUGAUGGGAGGAUUAACGGUUGCUUCGAUAAUUUUAGUGUCAUGCAGUAGAAUACCAAAAAAUACCAAACCUUGUGCCAUAAAAGAAGCAAUAGAAUCAUUGAAAAUCGAUUUCACCGUAUCCUGUAAAUAUGAGGACGUUGAGGAAAAUAUCAAAAGCAUGUUAAUAAUAAGUUGGAUAUCUUUUGCCUUUAUUUGCAUCUGGCUCCUUCUAGUUUUGUGCUUGUCCUUCGUCCAAACUGAAAGACGAACUUGGUUUAUAGCCGUAUAUGUUAUCUUUGCUCUGGUGUCCCUUGGAAUAUUUAUCCCGCUGUUGAUAUUUUCAAAGAAAAUGAUGGAUUCCAAAUCAUCACAACAACAUUUGGAUUAUGGCACAUUAAAGAAAAUGAUGCUAGACUCGCUUACACAAAAUUUUACCUCUGAUGUAAUCACAAACAGUGGUACUGUUUCAGACAGAUGGAACAAGUUUUUUAUUAAGUACGACUGUUGUGCUGUAAAUCAAGUACUAGGCACAACUAAUGACUUUGACACGACCCCCUGGUGUACAACAUCUGGAUCCUGUCAAGAGACGAAUUCUCAGAUUCCGAAAACCUGUUGUAAAGAUGUCACUGAAUAUGACUACGUUAAUGCAACUAAAAGUUGUCAUGCGAAUGUUAACUUUGGAUCGUAUAAAGAUAGCUGUUUUAGUCGUGUGAAAAAACUAAGUGACAAUACUUCUAUUCAGGAAUAUCAGAUUGAUGCGAUAAUUAAUUUGUCCUUCGUCUUGGCACUAAUGGCGAUUGUGGUAAUUCUACAAGUUAUUGUGAUGACUGUACAUUGCUUCCUGUCUUAGCAGGAAAAAAAUGAGAAAAGUACUGUAGAAUGGAUUGAUGCGAAACAAAAUUGAAAGAAAACAGUUUUGUAUCAUAUUAUAAUUGAAACUUAUGUGUAAAUCA
Messenger RNA from Saccostrea echinata, 1176 nucleotides. RefSeq lists its product as uncharacterized. Bases 132 to 1073 code for a protein of 313 amino acids. The transcript is spliced from 10 exons. The record is from RefSeq and is a predicted model, not a curated record. Lineage: Eukaryota; Metazoa; Mollusca; Bivalvia; Ostreida; Ostreidae.